Exophiala spinifera is the source of this 852-nucleotide messenger RNA. RefSeq lists its product as uncharacterized. NCBI's taxonomy places the organism in Eukaryota, Fungi, Ascomycota, Eurotiomycetes, Chaetothyriales, Herpotrichiellaceae. The coding region runs from base 1 to 852 and encodes 283 amino acids. The transcript has a single exon. The record is from RefSeq and is a predicted model, not a curated record.
AUGUCCAAGUUGUCCGAACCGUUGAAGCAGCUGAUCAACGCGGCGCACGCACUGCCCGGCUAUCUCAAAGCGCCUCCGACAAUCCGCUCGACAUACUCACGAGUGGCCAACAGCGCGCAAGAAAAUGGCGUCGGGAUCCCAGCUUGGCUGACCAUGGCCACGGCGACGACAAUGACCCUCAACUCGCCGGGGUCGAUGAUUGAGCUGUUCCACCUCACGCAGUCGCUGCCCUCGCCGCCCCCGGCCGCGGAGACGGCGGGCCUGAUGCGCGAGGUCGGGCUCAAGUGUAUAUCGUUCAACGGCAUCCCGCGCACGAUCAACUGUCUCGGCGCGUUCCGCGAGGGCAUGCCCAAGGACGUAUUCGACAGCAUUCCACCCCAGCCUUCGCGACAACUCGAGCCGGACAAUCUCGAGACGUCCCUCGCCCGCGGCCGCGCUCUCUGGGACAGCGUAUACAAGCCGUUCGAGGGCAAACUCCUCGACAAGCUGGCGCAGAGCCACCCCAAUCUAUCCGUCCACAUCCUGAACGGCCACUACUCGAACCUGCUCUCGGACCCUCCCGGGGACUCGCCCGUCAAAGUCGGCCGCGUGCUCACGUCCCUCGUCGCCAUCGCGUGCUUGCGCGCCCAGACCGGCGUCGGCCCACAAGUCACCAGCCACGUCUUCGGUCUACGAAAGGCCUAUGCCGACGGCACCGCCGAGACGGACAUUGAAGGCGGCGACUGGCUUGCGACCGACGAAGGAAACCAAUGGAUCAUCAACGCCGUCGAUGAGAUCGUCCAGGGACUGAGCGAGGGACGAGGGACCACUUUCGCUCCCGGAAUGGGUGCGAAGCUGCAGGCAAAGUUGUAG